Messenger RNA from Lathyrus sativus (Indian pea), 840 nucleotides. NCBI's taxonomy places the organism in Eukaryota, Viridiplantae, Streptophyta, Magnoliopsida, Fabales, Fabaceae. The record is from the annotation of a GenBank genome assembly.
AUGAAAACCAUUGAAAUCUUCUGUGCAUCACAAGCCUCAACAGCCAUAUGUCUUAACACUGAUCACGCCUCCUCCUCCUCUUCUUCUUCCUCAAACACCAUUCAAUUUGGUGGUAGAGCCAUCGAUCGCCACAACCCCAUCAUCACAGAUCCAAAAAGAACACCAGCAAGAGAUUUCACUCUCCCCGCCUCUUCUUCUCCAUCACCCAUCAACCCAAAACCUCCCCAUGAUCUCAAAAAGACCAAGAAAAAGAAAACUACUGCUACAAAGAAAACUACUACGCCCAAUGAAAAUUCAACUGAACAUAAAGAUAUUGCUAAUAAUUUCUCUUCAAAACCGUUUGAUAGUAUUCUAAGAAGAAGUUGGCUUAAACCACCUUCUCAUUCAAUCACCCCUCCUUCUUCAAGAUAUUUACUCGAUGACAUAACUUCUUUGGACGGUGUUUUAGAUUAUGACCCUGUUUUGGGUUUAACUAAGCUUGAUGAUAGCAAAAAGAAAGCUCAAGUUUUUGAUGAAGAUGAAAAUAAUCAUUCAUCCAAACAACACUCUAGCUCCUCUGUUCCAAAGCCUAGUUCUACAAACCAGGUUGUGGUGUUAAGGGUUUCUCUGCACUGUAAAGGCUGUGAAGGGAAGGUGAGGAAACAUCUUUCCAGAAUGCAAGGGGUUACGUCCUUUAACAUAGACUUUGCAGCAAAGAAGGUGACAGUAGUUGGCGAUGUGACUCCAUUGAGUGUUAUGGCAAGCAUAUCAAAGGUGAAAACUGCGAAAAUUUGGCCAGAAACUGCUGCACCAAAUGGAUCUGGUGCUGGUGAAACAAAGAAAACAAAUGCUGUGAUCUAG